Molecule: messenger RNA, 600 nt
Organism: Chlorella variabilis
Lineage: Eukaryota; Viridiplantae; Chlorophyta; Trebouxiophyceae; Chlorellales; Chlorellaceae
Exons: 4
Coding region: 1-600 (199 amino acids)
Molecular function (GO): acyltransferase activity, transferring groups other than amino-acyl groups
Source: RefSeq, a predicted model, not a curated record
AUGGGGCCCGAAAUGGCUGCCGCGUGCUGCACCAUCCGCCGGCUGGCCACCCACAAGGGCGAUCAGGCCGUGCUCUUGCAGCUGCUCUCGCUGGAGAAGAAGCUCUUCAAGAAACAGGACAACUGGGGAGACCUUUUGGUGAAGGAGACCCAGCGGCGUAACACUUUCCUGCUCUACGCCGAGGCGCCAGCAGCAGCAGCAGCACCCGAGCCGCCCGCCGCCAGCCGCCGCCAGCCGCGCAAGCCGCAGCAGGCACAGCCGCCCCCGCAGCAGCAGCGGCAGCAGGAGCAGCAGGCGGCCGUGGUGGGCUACAUCGUGUACACCACCACUGGCCUGAACGCCCACAUCUCCAAGCUCGCCGUCGCCCCCGACUGGCGCCGCCGCGGCGUGGCACGCAGCCUGGUGCGCGCAGCUGUGGGGUCGGCCCGCGCCGAGCGCCGAGUGGCCUCCGUCAGCCUUCACGUGGACGCCGAGAACGCACCAGCCCUCGGGCUGUACCAGGGAGAGGGCUUUGCCAGCGAGGCGCUCCUAGAGGAUUACUACUGCCGUGGGCGGCACGCACAUAAGAUGCGCCUGGAGCUGGGCAGCAGCAGCCUGUGA